This is a messenger RNA of Diatraea saccharalis (sugarcane borer), 354 nucleotides long. NCBI's taxonomy places the organism in Eukaryota, Metazoa, Arthropoda, Insecta, Lepidoptera, Crambidae. The record is from the annotation of a GenBank genome assembly.
AUGUUUGUGAAGUUCGUCGCAUUCCUCUGCGUUCUGGGCUGCGCUUGCGCUAGCGAUCUUUCAAGCUUCGCGUACGAUGUCGCGGACCCUUUCACUGGCGACUUCAAGAGUCAGGCUGAAACUCGUAUUGGCAACGAUGUACGCGGCCAAUACUCGCUUGUUGAGCCUGACGGUUUUCGGCGCACAGUAGACUACGCAGCUGGUGCCGAGGGAUUCAACGCUAUCGUCCGUCGUGACCCUGCCCUGGCUGCCUACAUCGCUCCCGCCCUCCCCUACGCCAGUCCAAUCGGCUUCAACUUCAAACUGGCCAACUUUGGCCUCGCUCCGUAUGCAUACGCUAAAUACUUCAAAUGA